Molecule: messenger RNA, 1975 nt
Organism: Suillus clintonianus
Lineage: Eukaryota; Fungi; Basidiomycota; Agaricomycetes; Boletales; Suillaceae
Product: Creatinase/aminopeptidase
Exons: 9
Coding region: 24-1631 (535 amino acids)
Molecular function (GO): metalloaminopeptidase activity; manganese ion binding
Source: RefSeq, a predicted model, not a curated record
ACUUGUUCACUUCAUUCAUCAUCAUGUCUGGGUUGACUUACUGCGCGAGGGCACACGUACAAAGGACGUUCGAACAGCUUAUGAAUGUGCUUCCAUCGCAGUUGAAGGAGAAGCCCCAAGUCAUUCUUCUUGCAGGAGGAAAUACUCCCUUCCGAAACGACACAGAUCGCGAGCUACCAUUUCGCCAAGAGUCUAAUUUCUACUACCUCUCAGGAUGCUCCGUCCCUGGAUCAUUCCUUCUCGCUCUGUAUCAGCCUGAACAGGCAAACACUUCUACAAGGCUGAGCGUCAAGCUGUCUAUCCCGAAAAUAGAGCUCGCGGACCUUAUGUGGAGUGUUCCACCGCCAACAAUCGAGGAAGCGAAGCUGCUAUUUGACGUAACCGACAUUGCGUAUAGCUCAGAGCUACAAUUUGCCAUCGAUUCACUCCUUCAGUCACAUCCAGAAGCUGUCUUCCAUACAUUGCCGCGCAACUCGCCUCUAUUUCCCACUUUAUCCGAGGAGUACACGACGACUAUUGUUGCAUCAGAGACCCAUACCGCAACGGAUGCAUACUUACUCUCUUCCUUGCACAAAACACGAUUGAUCAAGGAUGAGAACGAGGUAUCAAUGCUCCGACGCGCAAACGACAUCAGCUCGAGGGCGCAUGAGACCGUCAUGCGCGUUUUGGGCAACGCAGUACAGGGUAAGAUUCUUCAGGGAAAGGGUGCAGGCAUUGAUCGUCCCCUUCUUCCCGGAGAGUGGCUGAUUGAGAAAGAGGCGGAAGCAGAAGCGACCUUCGUUGCGUCAUGCCGGCGUGAAGGGGCUGUUCAUCAAGCAUAUCUCCCUAUCGUUGCUGCCUCUAAGAGGGCCGCUACGUUACAUUACUGCUGUAACGACCGAGAGUUCACCUGGGGACCUGUAAAGCCACACGAUCACUUGAAUCGCGAUGCAUUUGCACACGGCUCUACACCCGAAAGGCAGUUAGAGCCUCAGGUACUCCUUAUCGACGCAGGAUGCGAAUGGGAUUGCUACUCUGCAGACAUUACACGCACGAUGCCUGUUGGAAACGGCGGAAAGUUUACUGAGAAGAGCAAGCAAAUAUACUCUCUUGUGUUGGAGAUGCAGCAGCAAUCGAUGAAAACACUCAGACCUGGCAUCCACUGGGACACCAUCCAGCUCCUCUGCCAUCAUAUUCUUGUGGAAGGGUUCCUCCGCCUCGGACUUUUCAAAGGCUCGAAAGACGAAAUCAUGCGCUCUGGAGUUAGCUCGGCCUUUUUCCCUCACGGAGUCGGGCAUUCGCUGGGAAUGGAUGUGCAUGAUGUCCCGAGUGCAAGUAAACCAAUAAACAACACGACUAUUCCACAAGACAACAUUGGACACCCCAGUUUUUACACCUACCUGCGGCUCCGGUUACCACUCGCAGAGGGCAUGGUUGUUACUGUUGAACCGGGAAUAUACUUCCAUGAACAUCUACUCAAAGCUGUAGAGGAGUCAGAAUAUGUGAACCGCGAAUUGUUGAAAGACUACCGCGAAAUGGGCGGCGUGCGCAUUGAGGACGACAUAUUGAUCACUUCAGAUGGGUGCGAGAACCUCACGAAGGUUAGGAGUGAUGUUGAAUGGCUGGAGUCGGUGUGCUCUGGGGAGAUUUGAAUGUAGAAAGUCGUUUGUAAGGAAUUGAAAUUCCACGCAGCUAGUUUUAUUGGGUGACUUUGAUUCGGCACAAGAUUUCAGCAGUGACUGGCUUCUUCUAGCCCCAGUAAAAUAUUAAGACACGAACACCCGAAGUACCAAUAUAUCAAAGAUCGUGAUGGAACUAAUGACGAAUAUCCGCCGGAUCCUGGAUUUAGUGCUGGGAAAUCCAAGGGCAAUGCGUAGUUGACAUACAGAAAAUAAUGCUUCGCAGCAGACGAAUUUGAAUUCCAAUGUUUCCUACUUAGUAGUUUACAAAGCGCAACAGGGUGAGUAUCCGUUUAGUUCAACGUUCAACUGGGCAC